Messenger RNA from Periconia digitata, 1095 nucleotides. The record is from the annotation of a GenBank genome assembly. Lineage: Eukaryota; Fungi; Ascomycota; Dothideomycetes; Pleosporales; Periconiaceae.
CUGCGACGCUGCUUCCUCGGCAAGUCAAACACGCAUCUCACCCUGCUACGGCACCAUCCACUGACUCUUACAUCAUUCCGAGCUUCUGGGAACUGUCGUGGUCAACAGAAAACUUCGCAAUUGAAAGUCGAAAUGGUAGCCCUCGACGACACAACCGAAGAGACUCGCUUCGAUAGCUUCAUCGUUCUUCGAACCAGCUACAAGACCAUCGGCUCCCACGAAAUCGAUGUUGGAAUCCUAAUACCCAAGAACCUCAAUCUCGAGAAGCACCCCCUGGUUGUAAAGUUCCACGGAGGCGGUCUGGUCAAUGGCGACUGUCUCUACGCGCCCUGGAUCUCCGCCUUCUGGGUACCAUUCCUCCACCGCAACUCCGCCAUAACCGUGCUCCCCAACUACCGUCUAACCCCAGAAGCCAGCGGUACCGAAAUCUUGGAAGACCUCUCUGAUUUUUGGGACUGGCUACUCAAAAAUCGAAAGUUGGACACUUAUCUGGCUUCGAAAGAUGUCCAACUUGAAAUCGAUUAUACGAAGCUCUUCGUCACCGGUGAUUCUGCCGGCGGAUACAUGGCACUACAGUCCGCAGUCCAGCGGCCUGAAGGCGAGAUCAAGGUGGUUCUUGCGCAGUAUCCCAUGACUAACGUAAGCCGCCGUACACCUGAUGAUCGACCAUUUGGCGUAGCGCCGCCGCCCAAGACGUGGUUGGACACAUAUAUCCAAAGCAUGAAACCAGGUGAUAUCCGCUCCUCGAGUGAUCCAACCACAGAUCAGAGUCGAAAGCCGCUAUCUAGCGCUUUGAAUGCGUAUCAGCGGUUCGAGGAGUUCUUCGGAACUGGGAAGUCACUUUGGCCGGUUACGGCGAUUGGCGAUGCGAAGAGUUGGCCCCCUACUACUAUCUUUCAUGGGCGUCAGGACUCGGCUGUGGCGUUUGAGGAUACUGAAGUGUUUGUGGAGAAGGUGAUGAAGAUGUUCAAGGAUACAGAGAUUAGGCUUGUGGCUAGGGACGGAGAUCAUGGGUUCGACAUGGAGACGAAAGAGGACGAAGAGGAGUGGCUCAAGCGAGAAUUACAGUGGGUUGAGAGCAAGUGGCUGGUUUGA